AUGUGCGAUGAGCCUAAAAUAGACAAUAGUACCCAAGAACCAAUGAAUUGCACAAAUCACACAGCAUAUGUUCAGUGUCUGCCAGCACCAAAUAUUACUUGCAAAGAUCACCUUGGUGUAGAAAAAGUCUUUACAGGACAUGAAGUUGGAUUUUACAAGCCUAUUGCAUGUCGCAAUGUCAAUGGAUACUCAUACAAAGUGGCAGUGGCUCUGUCCUUAUUUCUUGGAUGGCUGGGAGCAGAUAGAUUUUAUUUAGGUUAUCCUGCAUUAGGUUUGUUGAAGUUCUGCACUGUAGGAUUUUGUGGAAUAGGGAGCCUAAUUGAUUUCAUACUUAUUUCAAUGCAGAUUGUUGGACCUUCGGAUGGCUCUAGUUACAUUAUAGAUUACUAUGGAGCAAGGCUUACAAGGCUCACUAUUACCAAUGCCACAUUCAGGAAAAUGCAGACCUAUCCUUAACCCUGGCAAGUCUUCUUCAAAGUUCCUUGGAUUUACCAUAGGGAAAACAUGGCGAGAACAUGUAAGAGGAGAUCACUGCCUUCAAAGAACUGACUGAGUGUUCACCUUGAUCCUGACAAGGCUGCCCACCAUAUGGAUUGUGUUGGCAGAGGCAGAAGCCUGGGGAAUGCAGAGGUGGGGGGUAAUUUUUAGGGCUUUCAUUCCAUGGUCCCAUUGAUGAUAACCCUAUUAAGAGGAUGAUGCAUGCGACUUUUAAGUUAUUUUGUUAACUAAGUCUAAGCAAUGGAUGUGUCAUGCUAACAAACAGAAUUGCUGGUGUGUCUAAUACAGUAUGUAAGUACAGUAUAGUGAAUUUAAAAGGUUGUGGUAAUCCAAGAAUGUUAGAAGGGAAAUGCGUGCUGGGGGGGGGGGAGUGUGUGGGGGUUGGGGAGAAAAACGACUUACUUGACAUUCCCUGUCUUCCUCCCAGCUCCUUUGCUAAAGUAGGAACAGAAUCGGAACAAAAAAAUGUUUGUUUUACAGCUGUACCAAGUUACGGCGUGGACUCGUGCUCCCCCCCUCCUCUCCCACUUGCAUCAAGUACAUCC
Messenger RNA from Nestor notabilis (Kea), 1043 nucleotides. RefSeq names its product TM2 domain containing 1 (gene TM2D1). The coding region runs from base 1 to 456 and encodes 151 amino acids. NCBI's taxonomy places the organism in Eukaryota, Metazoa, Chordata, Aves, Psittaciformes, Psittacidae. The transcript is spliced from 6 exons. The record is from RefSeq and is a predicted model, not a curated record.